AAAUGAACAUGCAUAAGUGUUUAUUCUUGGUCUCCUUAUUGCCCGCCAGUGUGAUCUGCGUUGACAAUAACAGCACAAUGACUGCAUGGGACGGAUAUUUCGAUACCCUAUCUGGAGUUUGGGGUUCAUUUGUUUCAGAUUCAGAUGCCACGUUAUUUGAAAUCGGUAUGUUAUGGUGCGCAAAAUUUUAAUGUCGACACCUUGAAUGAAUUUAUACGUCUGAUGAAUUGACGAAGAUUCUGAGUGAUGAAUGAACAACCGAAUUUCAGAAGCAUAAAUUUCC
This is a messenger RNA of Schistosoma mattheei, 283 nucleotides long. Lineage: Eukaryota; Metazoa; Platyhelminthes; Trematoda; Strigeidida; Schistosomatidae. The record is from the annotation of a GenBank genome assembly.